ACCCCUUCACCCCUGGAAACCCAAGAUAAUUUCACAUCACAUCCUGGUCACGGCAGACACCUCAAAAUACCACUCAUGCUCAUCUCCACUUGGAGAUGGCAGUGAUUAGUAGAGCCCUGGUGAAUCGGGAUUACUUAAUGUGCUCAUGAAGAAGCAUGUGUUUUUACAUCGCAUAAGGAAAAGGUUUCAUACCUUAUGUCAGUCUGACGGGCUUCCUUUGCAGUCCUGCGCAUUUUCAAAAUGCAUUUGCAGUUAUGCCUUGAGAAAGGGCCCUGGGAGCUGCCCUCCGCCCUGGGAGGCUCUGCAGAAUCAGGUCAGAAUCAGGUCAUGGCUUAGGCAGAUUAGCAAGGCCCUAAACUGACCUCCUAAAGAUCCCUAAUCCUGGGACAGCAGCCAGCCAGCAGGCCCAGGGCCACACAGGUCCCCGCACCCUUUCCCAGGCCCUAGCCAGGGCUGCCAUGGCCUCCCUAUUCUCUGGUCGAGUUCUGAUCCGAAACAACAGUGACCAGGACGAACUGGAUACAGAGGCAGAGCUCAGCCGCAGGCUGGACAACCGACUGGUGCUGCUGUUCUUUGGCGCUGGGUCCUGCCCCCAGUGCCAGGCCUUUGCACCGAUUCUCAGGGACUUCUUCAUUCGGCUCACCGAUGAGUUCUAUGUGCUGCGGGCAGCCCAGCUGGCCUUGGUGUAUGUGUCUCAGGACACCACAGAGGAGCAACAGGACCUGUUCCUCAAGGACAUGCCCAAGAAGUGGCUCUUCCUGCCCUUCGAGGAUGACCUGAGGAGGUGAGGUGGGAGGGGAA
Myotis lucifugus (little brown bat) is the source of this 801-nucleotide messenger RNA. RefSeq names its product nucleoredoxin like 1 (gene NXNL1). Lineage: Eukaryota; Metazoa; Chordata; Mammalia; Chiroptera; Vespertilionidae. The coding region runs from base 459 to 788 and encodes 109 amino acids. The transcript has a single exon. Gene Ontology annotation, cellular component: mitochondrion. Gene Ontology annotation, biological process: photoreceptor cell maintenance. The record is from RefSeq and is a predicted model, not a curated record.